Messenger RNA from Pleuronectes platessa (European plaice), 1575 nucleotides. Its product is annotated as putative ferric-chelate reductase 1. Bases 224 to 964 code for a protein of 246 amino acids. Gene Ontology annotation, biological process: regulation of glutamate receptor signaling pathway. NCBI's taxonomy places the organism in Eukaryota, Metazoa, Chordata, Actinopteri, Pleuronectiformes, Pleuronectidae. The transcript is spliced from 7 exons. The record is from RefSeq and is a predicted model, not a curated record.
UCUUACAGAGCCGCACCUCCUCCAGGAUGCUGCAUAUACCCAGCCUCCUGCCCCAUCACCAGCCUCACCACCCACACCACCCACAUCACCUACAGCUCCACCACCAGUGCUGACAGCUGCCGAUUUACAUCUCUCCCCCAGUAUCACCACCCUCAGAGGAGCAGAGACACCUGAACCCAGAACAGCUCUUUCACUCUACAGGUCACUUUCACAGCUCAGAGAAAUGGAAGGAGGUUUCAUCCUGUGCUUUGCGGCCGUGAUGCUCUUCAUGGCCCCGGCUGUCAAAGCCACAGCUCAUUUAUCAUUUGCUAACAACACACAGGUGAGCAUCACUCGUGCAGGCUGUGGAUCCACUAAAGUGUGUGUGGAGACACCAACCGACUGUGAUCCUGCAGGAAACGACACCUGCCUGUUUGGCUCUGCGGUGGCCGCCGCCCCAGUGGCUCCCAACGGGGCGGAGGUGACCGUCCAGCUCAGAGGAAACUCAACGGGUUACAUCGCACUGGGACUGACUGCUGAUGAAUCUCAGGGAAACACCAUGCUUUUCAUCUGUGCUCAGAACUCCUCGGACGGCGGGAAGUUCUUCUUCAGAACGAUGAAGAGAAACAACACCAGCGAAAUGCUCAGUGCAACGGAGACGCCAGUGAAAGAAAUCCGAGGUUUGGUGAACGGCAGCCUGAUCCAGUGCGAGUUCGUCGUCCCCAAUGUGAACGCCAGCACCACCAGGAACACCCAGGACACCAGCUUCAAGGUCCUCCUGGGGUCCGGUCCUGUUACUGGAAGUAUGAUUGGUGCGUUCGCCGUCGCCCUUACCAGCGGCGUUCUGAACCUGGCCGACCCGAGUGGGAACGGCACCAACACCACCGUGGCACCCACAACAGCAGGAGCCGGUAGCGUUCUCCACUCAUAUGCUCUGCUUCUCCUGCUGGGCGUCGUGGCUCUGUCCUUCACACACAGAGCUUGAGUCCAGAGGACGCCCUGUGGCCUGAAGACAUCUUGGACGCACAGAGGACAGACGAGGGGACAACUGUACAAAUGUUAAACUUAACUUAUCGCAUUACGUUUUGCACCCGUGUGAAAGUUUGAGUUGUAGCUGCAGCAGAAACAGAUGAUAGUUCAGAAGGUAGCUGAAGGUGUUUGUGACCAAAUCACUUUAAUUUCCUGUCCAUGACUUGGUGGUGGAAAAAUGACUAAUUUAUAAAAGAAUGUUUUUAAUGCGUAUGGAUUUAUAGUUUUUAUACCUUUAACAUUUGAUCUUAAGAACACCAUUAUGUUGCUGCUGUUUGUGCUCGCCCUCAUUUAGGAUCAGGCCUUUUAGAGAAUUGCCAGGUCCACACCUCAGGACCCGGGAGGACUCCACUGUGUGAAUAUUAUUAUUAGAAGCUUGAUUCUGAAUUUUCUUCUGCAACUAUGAAAACUAAACUACAGUAAAACUGUUUAUUUCUCGGUGGCACCGACCGAACAUGAUGAAAAGAUUCUGAUUUGAGAAGUGGACUCUGAAUUGUGAUUAUAUGUUUUCAAACUUCAUUUAAAUCUUUUUUUUUAUUUUUUAAUAAAAAGUUAAUUGAUACAAAA